AUGGCAAGCAUCAUAAGCACAGACGAGAAGGAGCGUAUUGCACAAAAGUUUUAUAAUCUCAUUGCCCAAAUAGGCUUGCAACAUUGCCAUGAUAUCAAUGAGGCUAUUGCUCAGGUUGAAAAGAAAAUUACUCACCAUAACAAAGAUAUAAUGAAAGAGAACACGUCGGUAAAGGAAAGCUUAGUGGAAUCUGCCGCAAAUUCUACUUUCUUUGACGCUACUGCCGUCGAUCAAUCUGGAUUAAACAGCGAGGAUGCUUUAAGAGGCAAUAAGUUAACCAUAUCAAACAAUUCAAAUAACUGUAGCUACGAUUACGAAAAAUCUAAUCCUGUUGUAGAAGACGAAAAUACUAGAAAGUUAGAAAAUGGUAAUGAUAUUAGAAGCCUAGGUAAUACCAGCAACCAAGAGAGUUCGCUACGUAGCAUACCUUUUGAGAAUAAUAAAGAAAACUCAUUUAACGAACGACUAAAUAUCCAUACUAAAGAUUAUCAAUAUCCUGAAGAAGCCGAUGAUGAACAAGACUUAGAUGAUUGUGCCUCAGUAUAUGAGAUUUCUAGCACUGAAAGUAAUAAAACUGCUUAUGAUCAAGACAAAGCUUCUAUGCUAAAAGAUGAAAGUAGUAAUUCUGGUGAUGAUGUAAGCAGGAAUAGGAAUCAUACAACGGAUAAAUCCAAUUUGAAUAGUGGAGAAGAUAGAUCUUUUAUUGAUGAAUCAAGGCCUUCUGUUUUACGUAAGCACAGGAACCCGACGAUGGGAAAAUCGCUAAGCGAUAAAAGUUCAGAUAGCCUAAAUGAUUUUAUUGUUAGCGAUAACACUGACGGAUCACUUGACAGCGAUGAAAGACAAUCAUUUGUGCAAUCUUGUAAUGACGACUUACGAAAGGAAAGUAAUUUUGUGGUAGAUGAUUGCAACAGCAAGAAUGAUUCUAGCACUGUAUCAGAUGCCAAGCAGGUUGAUGAUCACUUAUCAUCAACACCAGUGGUGCGUUUCACUCCUUCAAAUAAACCUUGGAAUUCUACUUCUAAAAAAGCAGGUCAACUUGUAGUAGAGCGAAAAAAUUUGAAUUCGAACCAAGAACAAGAUUUGUACAACUUUGAUCCCCUUAGUGCAGUUUUAAGUAGUAUCGAUACACCAGCAAAAAGAAACACCCCAUGGUCUGUCCGAAAAUUGAAAAGUAAUCGAGAUAUACUUGUACAAGGGCUAUUUGAAGAAUAUAAUCGACGCGUCUUCGAUAGCAAGCUACCUAGUGAUUUUCAAAUUACGUGGAAUAAAAAAAUGACAAAAACUGCCGGAUUUUGUAUUUAUACGCGUCGAGAAAAUGCAAGAAUCGCAAGGAUAGAGUUAUCGGAGAAAGUUUGCGAUUCCACUGAGCGAAUUCGUGAUACUCUAAUUCAUGAAUUAUGCCAUGCUGCGACUUGGGUAGUAAACGGUUGCAAAGACGGGCAUGGAAAAAUCUGGAAAAUCGAUCGACAUUCAAAGUCUAUAAACGUAACCAGCCAUGCCUGCCCAUAUUGCCUUAGCCAUUUAGAAAUGGUUCGAAACGUCGGUUCAAAUAAGUCGAAAUCUGGUAAACCGAAUAAUUUCGCAUUGUUUGUGAAAGAAAACUUUGCAGCUGUGAGAUCCAAACAUCCCAAUUCUAGUCAUGGUGAUAUUAUGAAAAUGUUAAGCUCAUUAUACUCUCAAAGCAAGUAA
Messenger RNA from Trichoplax adhaerens, 1692 nucleotides. RefSeq lists its product as uncharacterized. Gene Ontology annotation, cellular component: nucleus. Lineage: Eukaryota; Metazoa; Placozoa; Uniplacotomia; Trichoplacea; Trichoplacidae. The transcript is spliced from 15 exons. The record is from RefSeq and is a predicted model, not a curated record. Bases 1 to 1692 code for a protein of 563 amino acids.